AUGGCGUCGCGAUUCCAAGCGGUGGUGUUAGCGGCGUCGCCGUCGUAUCCAAACGCCAUUGCUUGGUCCGACGAUAACUUCAUCGCCGUUGCUUCCGCUCACCUCGUUACCAUUCUGCGUUGCUUUGUAAAUGUUACUGAUAGUUACUUUCGUAGCUUGGAGUUUAUUGUGGUUUCCUUUAGAGCGUGCAAUAGAAAAGCCGUGCCUUAUGGACCACGCGGUUUGAUCAGGGUUCCAACCUGUGAACCGUACCCGAUUGGGCGUGUUAAUAGAGAAGAUUUAUUCACUAACUGCAUGCUGCCCAUUGCAUUAUCUCGAGACCGUCGUCCGUGGGUUCGGUCAAUUUCAUGGUCCCCAAUUGGAAUGGCUCCAAAUUAUGGGUGCUUGCUUGCAGUUUGCACUGUGGAAGGACGUGUGAAGAUUUACCGUCCGCCUUUUUGUGAUUUUACUGCUGAGUGGGUUGAGGUUGUGGAUGUAUCAGAUAGGCUAUAUGAUCAUCUUGCCAAAAUCAAUUUUGGGGAGUUAGACAACAUUUCCUCUGAAUUUUCCCAUGAGCAAACAGCAAUCCGAGGAUGCGACGAUGAGCAACCAAAAUCCUGUGCUAAGAACUUGCCAAACUCUCUCAUAGUAAAGCAAUACAAGAGAAGGAAAGUGGAUGUAACUACUUACAACAUUAAGGACUCACAAAAUAUACAGGACCAGUUAUCAGAUCAUAUAAGCGGGGGGAGCACCACUGCUGGAUCUGGCCAUGACAAUAAAAUAGACAGGAGGAGGACAACUAAGGUCUCUGGGAACUGCACACUCCCGCUUAUAACUGCAGAACAAUAUGCUUCUCGCUGUGCGAUGUUAUCGUCACUUGUUAUUGCCUGGUCACCAGUGUUGUGGUUGUCAUCAAAAAUCUGUUCAGCUCAUAAAAAUGAUUCAUCCAAUGGGUUCUCUAUACUUGCAGUUGGAGGGAAGUCUGGUAAAAUUUAUGCCUGGAGAAUUCAUGUACCACAGUACUACUCUAUCGAGCAUAAUAGGGUUCCUACUACUGUAACAUUUGUUGGACUUAUUCAAGCACAUAAUUCAUGGGUCACGACUAUCAGUUUGGCAUUACUUGGUUCUAAGUCCAAUCCUCAGGUGUUAUUGGCUAGUGGGAGUACUGAUGGGAGUGUGAGGAUCUGGAUAGGGAAGGGUGAGGAGUUGCUGCAGUCAUCAGGGGUCAAUAAUGCUCCUUUUUCUCUGCUGAAGGAGAUUAUAUCUGUAAACAUUGUCCCAAUUUCAGUACUAUCAUUGGCAGUGCCUGUUCAAACCAUGCACAAAAUGCUCUUAGCAGUUGGCAAAGGAUCUGGUUCUUUUGAAGUAUGGACAGCUGACAUUUCCAGCUCCAAAUUUGAUAAAGCUGGUUUAUAUGAUGCUCAUGACUGUGUUGUCACAGGUUUAGCUUGGGCUUUUGAUGGAUGUUGUUUGUACAGCUGUGGCCAGGGAAAUUAUGUCCGUGCUUGGGUUUUACGAGGGAGUUCUCUUUGUGAAGUAUCGAUUCCUUCAAAUAUUCCUGGUUUGAGGAGCUCAAAUGAUCUUCCAAAUGUUUUUGUUUCAUGCCUUGGUGUGGCAGCAUCCCCCGGAAAUAUUGCACUUGCAAUGGUUCGUAAUGUUGACGGUGACUCAUUGGAUCCCAUGUAUGAGGGAAGGCUUCAGAAGGCUGUUGUUGAGUUCUUCUGGAUAGGUGGACAACAAAAGGACAUACUGUCCUCUUCUUCCACAGAUUUCGCUAGUGAAGCCUUUCUUGGAUUUUCUGCUAUUGAAUUGAUUUAUUGGGAAUCUGAUUUUCUAUGGUAUUUAACAACAUACGAAAAUCUGGAUAAGCCUCUUGUUGUUUGGGAUAUAGUAGCAGCAUUGUCGGCUUUCAAGCAGUCUGUGCCGAAGUACGUGGACCAUAUACUGGUUAAGUGGCUUUCCGUGACAUUUUUGGGUGCCCACACAGGGCUUUCCAUAGGUGAGGUUCUGACAUGCAUCCCGGAGAACUUCUCCAAGAUAGCAUCUCGGCAAUUACACCUCCUUAACAUCAUCUGUAGACGCGUAAUACUAUCUGACCUGAAGGCUGAUGAAAUUAAUUGUAAAGUGAAGUUAGGAGGUUCAGCAGGUGCCAAAGGGGAGCAUGUCACUUUAUGGAUGGAGCUUCUAUUUAGCAGCGAAAAAGAACUCAGAGAAAGGCUCGUGGGUUUCAGUUUGGCUGCUUUUAUAAGUCAUGUGUCUGAUACAGCCACAACAUUUUCCCAACCUGGAUAUUGGGAUCCUGUUGGAGUAGCACAAAUGGAGCAGUGGGUUGCACUUAAUCACGAUCAUGUCAAGGACCAACUAAAAAUCCUCACGUCAGAAAUUAAAAAGCAUGAAAGAAGGCUUCAGUCAAGUGAAUAUGGAGUUGAAGAGCAAUGUAUCUAUUGCUCAGAGUCAGUUCCUUUCGAUUCUCCAGAAGUUGCACAUUGCCAAUGCUCUAACACUAUUGACAAAACCGUCCAGGACCACAAAAUGGCAAGGUGUGCUGUUUCUAUGCAGAUUUCAAAUCUUCGUUCAAAGAAAUCCCUUCAAAACCCUUUUGUCCCUUUUGUGGGAUACUGCUCCAGAGGUUACAGCCAGAUUUUCUACUCUCAACAUCUCCAGUAUAAGCUUUCCAUUCAUCUCUAUAUUUAUGUUGUCAUACAUGGCAAGGCAUUGAGGCUCCCUAGUGAUUGUGAUCUUGUGUCACAUGGGGCUGUACAGGCCACCAUCGCCCAAUUUUAUGCUCUUCUCUCUAUCAUCAACUUGAUGGAUAGAGGAGUCAUAGCAUCAUUUUCAACUCUUACUGUUUUUAAGAUUCUCAGGCCAAAAGAAAAGAAUAUGUAG
Dovyalis caffra is the source of this 2865-nucleotide messenger RNA. NCBI's taxonomy places the organism in Eukaryota, Viridiplantae, Streptophyta, Magnoliopsida, Malpighiales, Salicaceae. The record is from the annotation of a GenBank genome assembly.